Molecule: messenger RNA, 449 nt
Organism: Aspergillus welwitschiae
Lineage: Eukaryota; Fungi; Ascomycota; Eurotiomycetes; Eurotiales; Aspergillaceae
Exons: 1
Coding region: 113-367 (84 amino acids)
Source: RefSeq, a predicted model, not a curated record
GUGGGGACGAUCGCCCCGAGCACGACCUUUUGCCAGAUUCAUGCCACGACCCACUAGAGCAAGUCUGGAUGACAGGACGCCGUAGACAAUCGCGCGGUUCUAUCUAGCGCGAAUGGGAGCCACCGCCACGGUUCGUCCGGGUAAGGCCGAGGGGAUCCCAGGUGGUCGGUUUCAGCGCCAACGAGCAUGGUUCUGGCCGCCACCAUGUCCGACACUAGCAUCAGCAUCAUGCAUAGCGGGAAUAGCAUGUUUGGGCUUUGUCGCCCCUGGCCGGGGAUCUUCCCGGAGGCCCAUUAAUGAUACCUUUUCUCUUGCCUUGUCUUUCUUUGCCUGUGACGAACCCCAUGCUGUCCGCACUGAAUCGUAGCUUCUAAUAUUCCUCUUCCUUCGCGUUCAAAACAUCCUCCAGCUUUGUAUCCACGGCGCCACCAACAUCUCCGGCUUUGGCC